AUGGGGCCCAGUGUGGCUGGUUUGGACGACAGCCCGAGGAAGUCGGAGGAAGUGCACACGCGUGUUUCCCCUGUCUCAGCAGGCAAUGGUUCCAAGCUCAAUGCGCCCAUCAAAGUCCCCUACGUCACCUCUGCUUUACGACGCGCUCACACCGUUGCACAAGCAAAGCACAUUGCGAAGAAAACAAACAUUGGCUCGGGAACGGCAGGGGACAAGGCGGCUCCUCCUUUGGUACAGACCAAGGACAGCCAUGAAGUGCUCCGAGCGCGGUCUUUCAAGCUCCUUGAUACUAAACCGAAAGCUCGGCGUGAGGUCUUUGCUGGGCCGAGGGAAUCUAGUCAUUUUACUGUCGGAAACGUGGGCCAGAACGGCAAAAUAUUCCUGAGGCCCGUUCAAAACUUGUCUCGCAAAGAAUCUCGUCGUGCGCCAGCCGUCCCUUCAGAUAGCCAAUCGAAGCCGGAAUAUCUUCGUACGCAAGGACUAGAUGAUAAUAACAAGAACGAACCCUCACGAUGGUCCAAUUCGCAACUGUCCGAGCUCCGUUUCGAGGGCGAAGGGAAUGGGGAUGACGCUGCUUCAAUAGACUCGGGUUCGCAGCGGUACAAUUCAGACCGUCAAACUCGACGGCGCACGCUCCAAAGAUCGUAUUCCUUCUCUACAAUCUCGGAACGGUGGUCGGUUUCCCAUGAGGGGACCAAUACUGGAUUUCGGUUUAUUAUCGACCGGGCAGAUGAUAGACCUAAGUCAGCAGAUGAAUCUUCCCAUCAACACCUAGAGGUUCCAAUUCCGGAUUACCACCUGGGUAUGAGACGGUUCAACACGACAAACGUUUUACAUAGCUCGACGCACUCAAUGGAAGCAUGGACCUCAAGCACUGCUCGCAACACUUGCUUACAUGACGAUAUUCACCAUUCAUUUGCUCCCUCUAUAUUUUCUGGGGUGUCUGCUAUGGAUUUAGGCCGGAGUGCUGCCGUUAGCCCCGACCCAAUUGUGUAUGAUCCUGGCGACUCCAUCAAACCGUCAAUCUUCGAGACGCUGGUGACAGUGAUGGAUGAUGAGUCCGUCGUUCGUUACGUCCCUGGCACCAGGAAUAUCAGUGCUGCGACACCUGCGCGCAUAGUCGCGCAAAUAUCCUCCGAGUCCUUCAUGGAUUAUGAGCUUGUCUCAGACUUUUUUCUCACCUUCCGACCUUACCUCUCCGCAAGUUCUCUACUCUCCCUUCUGCUUGCACGUCUGCAAUGGGCAAUAAACCGUUUGCAGGAAGAUGGGAGAAUCAUAAGAAUCCGCACGUUUGCGGCCCUGCGCCAUUGGAUCUUAAACUACUUUGUUGAUGACUUCGUUCCUGACUUCAAAUUGCGAGCUCACUUCUGCGAGACUGUCAACCGUUUAUACGACAGCGUGAAGGCUCGCCAAGGUGGUGGUAUGAGUGAUCUGAAGAUUCUCAUCGACCUUAAACGAUGUUGGCAUGGAAAGUGCUCGGCCUAUUGGGACAUCCCAGACCAUUACCUGUCGUACAACAGCCCAGACCGCCCCAUUGAUCCUGGGGGCGAGGAGCCAACCGUAGGCGACUUGCAAAAUGUCGCCCCGACUCAUGGCACUCAAAUGCCUGAGCUGGUCGAGACGGCCAGAAAUGCACCGUUAUCCACGCAUCACGACCGGAAUGAUUCUUCUGCCACGGCUAAAAGUAUGCCAACUUCAGCUGGCAGUGACUGGAGCGCCCCUGCAAUCUCGUGCUCAUUGCCUCCUAAGUUACCCAAACGCCAUUCUAUGCCCUUCUCGGCCAACACACCGCACCCGGUGCCUGUAAAACCCAAGACAGCAGGCUUCUCUCAGGAUCCUGCAUCUCCAAUAUCUCCAGUUAGCGUGAGACGUAUCCCAUGUUAUGGCCAUAUGCACAAACGCAGUGGUAGUUUCUCGGACUCUUUUCGAGACGAUAGAGCCCCCAUCUCGUUGCAGCGCUUGGAUAACCAUGGGAUUUCCUCGGCGCAGGAGCCGUACUAUCUGGGUGGUUUGAUUCGCGGAGAACUAUACCCUCCCGCCGAGUCUUACAUGACCAUGAUGGCUCCCCCCUCCCCGCCUUUACCACCUCUGGCGCCUGGUAUGCGUUUUGACCGGCGCAAUACGGAUGGAUCAGGCAAACCUGCUGCUUCCAGCUCGGGUGUAAAGACGAUCAUCGGCUCUAUCCGUCGAGCUCUAAACGGCAAGAUUCCAGUUUCUAGUAACUCCCCGCGCCCCAUGAACGGACUGUCCCCACGAGGAAAAACUUCGGCACUUCCUACAAAUGUUGCAUUCGGAUCGGAUACCUACCGGGACAAAAAGCCUGGUCCCCCGGCAAAGAAGCCAACUAAAAUUGACCUUCUAUGCGACGAGGCUCUGCGGCAGUAUCGUCAAGCGUCCGGUGAGAAAGUCGAUUCGACAGACUUGAACGAGGCACCCCGACAAUGCACUGAACACAUUGCCGGCGAAACACCGCAAUCCUUCCUUCAUCCACCUGUUAAUAAAACGCAAAGCCAUCUAACCGGUGGUAGCCAGUCUAUAGUUAUUGUCGAUGACACAGGCACGCCAGUCAUGUCAGGAGGCGUUCAAACGGUUCCUGUGGGCCUUGAUCAGCCUCCUACGUUUCUUACGGGAGAGAACUCCCCUUCGACCCCAAAAGCUCAUACAUUUCUUGCUUCACCUCGAGCGUCCACCCUUGGAGCUGAUGAGUAUUCGUUGCCAAUUUACUAUGACGAAUCCAGCUUAAGACAGUCAAGAAGAAGUUUUGCUUUCCAUGGGGAGUCUGGCGGCCCUGCAUCGCAGAGAUCGUACUCUAAUGAGAGGGACUCUUCGUGGUGGAAGAAAAAGUCGUCAUCUGUACGUCUCCGAAAGUAUGCCUCAUUCCAGAGCAGUUUCUCGAGACACCGCCCCGCUAUGGAUAGCGAACUCGAAUCGUCAACAGCUGGGUCCAGCAUCCUUGAUAUUGCGGACAAACCACCCGGACCUACGCUUAGACGGAGACCUGGGGGCAAUCUACGUCGGAUGCAAAAUGGUCUGGAUGCACGUUCGUUCCGUGACUCAGCCUCAGCCUGGUCUGAUGUGACCUAUCAAAGUUCUGUAGCUGAUAGCACGGCUAAUACGUUGGAUGAUUCCGCGUCAAGGCCACAGACUAGUCUUGUACCUCCAAAGCCUCGAUUCUCGCUAUUGAAAACACACUCGUCUCAGCUCAUUCGGCGUUCUUUCGAAUCCGCUAUUGCUCGUUUUGCGCAGAUUCCAGAUGAAGACGACGGAGGAGUUGAGUCUGCAUUAUUGAAGCUUGAAGGGAAAUGGAAGGGUGAGCCAGCCGGUGGCGCGGCCAAUGCUACUGCUGGCCCAAGUCAGCAGGCACCUACCAAAGAUCAAGAACGUACGCGAGAAGGGUUGACACCGCAUGAUUUUAACCCACGUUUCAGUACCCUCUCAAGAGUCCAGCAGAAAAUGGGCGACAGCCUGACAUACUCUCAAGCGCAGGCGCGGAUCCUCACCAGAUCCUACUCUGGGUCAAACGUAGACUCUGAGGACUCCUACAGUUCUAUUCCACUCUUAGAGCGAGGACUUAGUGACGAGUCCAUGAAGAAGCCUGUGGAUGGAGGCCAACUCACUGCGCUUCAGCCCAUGGCAGCUAAUGAGGGGAGCUCGGAUGUUGGAUCAUCGCAUCCUUCCAUUGACAUGGUCAAGAAGACCGAGAGCAUGAAGCGCAUCCCGCGAGGAUCCAGUCUUCCUGUCCCUCAUCAAAAAUCCAGAGUAUCUCGUUUAUCUGGUCUAUCUUCGGAGCUUUCUGUCGACGUCAUAGACCCCAAGGAAGCCGCGGAUGCGCGGCUAUCGUUUGACACGCGAAGUCUCAACGAGUCGAGUGCUACAAUACCCCCUCACCCCCUUGCACAUCCACCUUCCCCCCCUAUGACUAUUCAAAAUCAUCGCUCAGUUCAUUCAUAUCGAGCUUCCCUGUAUCCUGACCUUGCCAAAGCUCAGCCCCUGACCCCAGACCCAUCUCCGAUCCAUAAGGCUGGGAAGCGGGCAAAUAUCCCAUCUUUGGAUAUGCAACAUGUGUCAGGAGACGUUCUCUGCCGAUCGGAAGCAGACCACCAUAUUUCUGCAAUCCCGAAAAUACCAAUCGCUCAACAUGUGCCCUUUGUCCUGUCAUGCGAAUCUCACGUUUUGGCCGAGCAGUUCACUUUGGUUGAGAUGGCUGCUCUUGGUGAGGUAGAUUGGAGGGACCUUGUUGACAUGAAGUGGAAUAGCGGUCCUCCAUUUACCACGAGCUGGGUGCAGUUCCUUAUGGACGAGGAGCGCCGGGGCAUUGAUUUAGUGGUGGGACGGUUCAACCUCAUGGUGAAAUGGGCUCUGUCAGAGAUUGUUCUCACCCUGGAUAUCAAGGAGCGGGCUCUUACCAUCUCCAAAUUCAUACACACUGCGGUACAUGCACGGAGAAUGUGCAACUACGCCACCAUGCUGCAGAUUUGUAUUGCACUUACUUCGACGGAUUGCUCUCGGCUCCAGAGUACGUGGGCGCUAGUGCCGCUCGAGGAUAGGCGGAUGUUGAAGGAUUUGGAGAUGCUCAUCCAGCCCGUCCGCAACUUCCAUGACCUCCGUGUCGAAAUGGAGACUGCGAACGUGCAAGAAGGCUGCAUUCCAUUUGUUGGACUCUAUAUCCAUGACCUCACGUAUAAUGCUCAAAAGCCUGCCCAGGUGGCAGCAACCCGCGAGGGAGAACCGCUAAUCAACUUCGAGCGCUAUCGCACGACAGCGAGAAUUGUUAAGAGUCUCCUCCGAUUGAUUGACGCGAGCACAAAGUACAAUAUCGAGCCGGUACCAGGAAUCGUUGAGCGUGUGCUUUGGAUCGCCUCCCUCUCGGAAGAACAAAUCCAGGUCCGCAGCAAGCUAUUGGUAUAAGGGGGUGAAGGAUGACCCUUACUACACACGACACCAUCUAUUUACUACCUAUAUUUCUGGUAUAUAGCGCUUGCAUAAUACCCCCGCAUUUUUCGACUUUUUUUGGCGUUUAGCGACUGAUAUCCCCGACAAUUUGUGAUUUGUGCAUGGGCGGCCUUCGUCCUGAAACUAAUGUAUAGUAUUCGUUCGUUUAGUGUUUAAU
Messenger RNA from Aspergillus nidulans FGSC A4, 5110 nucleotides. RefSeq names its product mitotic regulator LTE1. Gene Ontology annotation, molecular function: guanyl-nucleotide exchange factor activity. Bases 1 to 4908 code for a protein of 1635 amino acids. The record is from RefSeq and is a predicted model, not a curated record. Lineage: Eukaryota; Fungi; Ascomycota; Eurotiomycetes; Eurotiales; Aspergillaceae. The transcript has 3 exons. Gene Ontology annotation, biological process: small GTPase-mediated signal transduction.